AUGCAUUACAAACUCGCACUUGUCACUCUUGCGGCCACCGCCCUAGCCAUCGCCCUUCCUGAGAAGUGCGACCCGACUACAGCCUGCUGUACUUUCACGACAACUGCCUGCAAUACCCGUUUGGAUCCGUGCACACGGACUUGCAAUGUUAUGCUGGGGAAGCUCGAUUCCAUGAGGCGCCAGGGGCCUAGAAUAAGCGGUGCUGUCUUCACUGUUUCUAUCUCGAAGUACGUGGCCAAGGCUGGUAGACACAUAGUUCCGCCGGGUGACUUGUUCGAGACGAGUGGGUUCCUGUAG
This is a messenger RNA of Colletotrichum graminicola M1.001, 297 nucleotides long. RefSeq lists its product as uncharacterized. The record is from RefSeq and is a predicted model, not a curated record. NCBI's taxonomy places the organism in Eukaryota, Fungi, Ascomycota, Sordariomycetes, Glomerellales, Glomerellaceae. Bases 1 to 297 code for a protein of 98 amino acids. The transcript has 2 exons.